AUGAGACCGAAUGGUGGUGGAAGUGGAGGUGGUGGGAGUUUAGGCUCUUGGGGCGUAAAUGCACCGAAAAAUUGGAAUCAAGGUGGAAGUAGUGGUAGUGGUGGUAGUGGAAAUAUGAUGUCAUUAACGCAACAUGGUGGGGUUAUGAACAUGAAUAAUGGUGGUGGUGAUGGUGGUAUGCCACAAGCAGGUGGCAUGAACGAUAGCUACGGUGGCAUGCAACAGAGCAACAAUUAUAUUGGUAUGUCAGGAGGUAUUCAAUGUGGUUACGGUGGGAUGUCAUCAAAUAGGGGAAUGAACAAUGGUGGUUUUGGCGGCGGCGGUAGUGGGGGUAGUAGCCUUCCACAAAAUAAUAAUUUUGGUGGGGAUGGGUUUGAUAAUUGUCCGCAACCUUCAUCUGAUCGACUGAGUGAGUAUAUUGAAAAUGAGCUGCCUUAG
Bactrocera dorsalis (oriental fruit fly) is the source of this 438-nucleotide messenger RNA. RefSeq names its product heterogeneous nuclear ribonucleoprotein A3-like. NCBI's taxonomy places the organism in Eukaryota, Metazoa, Arthropoda, Insecta, Diptera, Tephritidae. Bases 1 to 438 code for a protein of 145 amino acids. The transcript has 2 exons. The record is from RefSeq and is a predicted model, not a curated record.